UAUCAGCAGCUCUUACCUUUCAGUUGAUGUGGCGAAACCGAUUACUAGUGACUUCCGAGUGAGUUGAACAAGUUGAUCCCCGUGUCACUAGUUAGCAGCUUAGCUAGGGGAUAUGCUAAUACGUUAGCUAACCCUUCAAGGCUAGGACGUGCUGACGUUAAUGUUAGCUAGUCAGUGUGAACAAGAUGGCAGGUACUUUUCGACGCACCCGGCCUAACAUCAGUGACAGACACAUCUGAUCGGUGUGAUUUAAGAUUUCAAGUACUGUUGUUGAAUUGACCGGGCUAUGACACCUUUUAACGUAAUUAAGGGUGGUGUUAUUCAAAGGCCUAGUGACACGGGUGGCUUGAAUGAGUGUACCUCUAAACUUACAACAUGUCUUCCCCGCCAUGCGUAGUAGCUAGCGAACCAAGGCAAGCCAAUGUGAAUACAUAACUGGGACGCAAGCGCGGAAAUCUAAGAAAUUAUCAUAUACGACUCACCAUUUGCUCGUUUGAGAGCAUUUUCCGGUCGUUGGAAAUAGGCCGGCAUUUUUCUGACUUUCUCGCGGAAUGAAGAGAAGGUUGGUUUGGGUGAAUUUGACAAAUUUCACCGGUCCAUCCGCGCCAGGCAUUCACCCGUUCCGACAAGCUCCUAGGAAAGGAAUGAACCACGUGAACGGCCCACAUCAGUGACGACAAAGGUUCCCGUAUGUAACAGAAGAGACGUACAUCAGAUAGAAAGGCUUUUACGACUGAAUUGUAAUGGGAGAUGGCGGCACCAGAAACUCAGCUCAUGCUAAGCAUUGGAUUAAUUGAGAAAGACGUCAAUGCAGACACCUUGUGGGUGUGGUGCUAUCCCUCAGUCAGUGCUGAGCUCCGGGAGGUCCUGCUCAGUAAGUGCUGUCUCACACAGGACGGCCAGGGCCUGAACACCUUUGUGUUCGGCCAGUUCUGCCGUACCUGGUACUACAUAUCCACUGUAGAGGUACAGGAAUCUACCGCCCUAAAGAAGGUCACACAUUUUUCAUUAGUUGUCACAGCAAAGGACUUCAACCCUGAGAAGUAUGCGGCAUUCAGUCGAGUACUAUGCAGAAUGUACAUCAAACAUGGGAGCCCAGUGAAAAUGGUGGAGGGUUACAUUGCAGUCCUCACCAAAGGCAUCUGCCAGAGUGAUGAGAAUGGCUCCUUUCUCAUCAAGGACUACGAUGUCAGGAAGGCCUACUUAGCAGGCUCAGUGAAAGAUGUGGUGUCCCAGUUUGGGAUGGAGACCAUCAUCCUGUACACAGCCCUUAUGCUAAAGAAGAGGAUUGUGGUCCAUCACCCUCGGAUUGAAGCACUGUUGGAGUUCACAAGAGCUCUUCCAGCUCUGACAUGGCACAGGAAAGACUGGUCCAUUCUGCACCCUUAUGUCCACCUGACUGACAGUGAGCUGGAGAAUCUCAGGACAUGCACUGGAUAUGUGGCAGGAUUUGUUGACCCACAAGUGAGCAACAGACCAGACUUGUUUGAUGUGUAUGUAAACCUCCCAGAUACUGAGAUUACCGUAUCCCAGAGUGCCAAAGAUGCCAUGGCUAUGGGAAAGUUGCACAAAGACAUUGGCCUCGUCAUUGUCCAGUCUGCAGAGGAUGCUGAUAGAACAGAUGGGCAGGUUAUCAAGGACAUUUCCAUAAAGACGAGGGAGAUCCUUGCUAACCUGGCGUCCUUAGCUGAGGACUGUGAGAACUCUAAAAUCACCCUGGAGACCUUAAAGCAGCGUCACUUCCCACCUGCUACCGAAAACUUCUUGUUCCACUUGGCAGCUGCUGAGCAGCUUCUCAAGAUAUGACCCUUGACCUCCUACAUCAUCUGGUGUGAGGUCACUCUGAAUAUUAGCAUGGGUAUUCAUCUAUGUAAUUAUACAUACAGUGCAUUCGGAAAGGAUUCAGACCCCUUGACUUUUUCCACAUUUUGUUACAUUACAGCCUUAUUCUAAAAUGUAUCAAAUAGUUUAUGUAUAAAAAAAACUGAUAUCACAUGUACAUAAGUAUUCUGAGUAAGUCAGAAGUCAGUACUUUAGCAGCGAUUACAGCCUUGUCUUCUUGUGUAUGACGCUACAAGCUUGGCACCUGUAUUUGGGGAGUUUCUCCCAUUAUUCUCUGCAGAUACUCUCAAGCUCUGUCAGGUUGGAUGGGGAGUG
Molecule: messenger RNA, 2157 nt
Organism: Oncorhynchus gorbuscha (pink salmon)
Lineage: Eukaryota; Metazoa; Chordata; Actinopteri; Salmoniformes; Salmonidae
Product: DENN domain-containing protein 10-like
Exons: 10
Coding region: 751-1806 (351 amino acids)
Biological process (GO): protein transport; regulation of early endosome to late endosome transport
Cellular component (GO): late endosome
Molecular function (GO): small GTPase binding; guanyl-nucleotide exchange factor activity
Source: RefSeq, a predicted model, not a curated record